AUGAUACAGAUGAUACGGUCAGAAACUCUACAGUGUAGUGGGACACCACACAUGCUCGAAUUCAACCCAACAAGCGAGAUUGACCGGCUUGAUUCACCCCGAACGAUCAACACACAUCUUACUUACCAAUUAAUCCCAGAAAUGGCCAAACAGGGCAAAGUGAAGUGGACAUACGGGACAGGAUGGAGUGGACACAGAGAAGUGUCCACCAGAUGGGGCCCGUGGUCAGGACAAACAUUUGAACUCCUCGGAUUCGUAAAUAGCCACACCCAUUUUAACAACGAUAAAGGGGAAGUGAGCUAUGACGUAUUUGGGUUCAAAGGUCACACGGGAACCUCCUGUUUCUGUCGAAGUGUGUCCCGACCCUUAUACCGGCGGGGAAGGGACAUUGUGGAUUGGGUUAAGAUGACUAAAGUGACUUGUGUUACGGGAAAUGUGAUGGACUAUGAUAUAGGGAAAACGGAAGUAAAGAAAAUAAAUGGGAAAGAGGAGGAUGAAAUAGAAAACGAUGAGGAAGUCGAAGAUGAAGACAUUCACGAUCCAGAAAGCUGACAGGAUUGAAAUAAUGAGUGUAUUACGCUAAACGGUAUACAUAUCACACGAGGUUAUGCUUCAGUGAUGUAAUCCUUUGUUCAUAAUACGAUUGACACGUGUUUUAACGACUACCUGUACAGUUGUACACGUUCAAAGUGUUUAAGUAGUUUGACAACAGGAUAUAUGUCUCAAAGGACACGGUAACAGCCUAAACCUACUGAAGAUAUUUUACAUCAAUACACUUCCACUUAAACCGUCUGAAGAUAGGAAGCCUUGAAGAUGAAGAAUAUGGCAUGUAGAGCCAUUGACAACUAAGUUAGAUCAGCUAUGAACUGGUACAAAGAAAAUGUAGAACCAAUAACCAAAACUGUUUUAAAUGUUGAUGCUUGAAAUCAUAGUAACGAAACAGAUCAAACGCCUGGUUGUUCAGGAGCCUUUACAUCUUGAAGGCAAUAUUAAAAUUUGAACUUAGGGAGAUAGAAGAGUAACUGUAUCGUGAAUUCAAAUCGGAAAUACAAAAAAAUCCAAACCCUUCACAUCAGCAAAGUACGUAAAUAUGUACUAUGUGGGAAAUUCGAACAUCUGGAAAAAGAAAAGAAACUGUCAUAAAUUCCAACUGGAAAAAAACAAAAACAUUUAUAAUCGUCUACGUACGUAACCUGUGUACUCGUUAGAAAAAUCGGACAUCUAGAGAAAGCUACUUUCUUAAAAACUUGGAAAGCAAGGACCGAACAUUUAACAUCGACUUUGAACAUAACGUGUGAACUUGAUAGAAGAACUCGAUUGUCUAAAGAAAGAAUAUGUAUGUAUUACCAAUUGAAAAUG
This is a messenger RNA of Mizuhopecten yessoensis (Yesso scallop), 1359 nucleotides long. RefSeq lists its product as uncharacterized. The transcript is spliced from 3 exons. NCBI's taxonomy places the organism in Eukaryota, Metazoa, Mollusca, Bivalvia, Pectinida, Pectinidae. The record is from RefSeq and is a predicted model, not a curated record. Bases 1 to 552 code for a protein of 183 amino acids.